This is a messenger RNA of Anolis sagrei ordinatus, 924 nucleotides long. The record is from RefSeq and is a predicted model, not a curated record. NCBI's taxonomy places the organism in Eukaryota, Metazoa, Chordata, Lepidosauria, Squamata, Anolidae.
CUUGCCAUUCUCGGAAGGGGCCAGGGGAAGGCUCCCCACACGGCCUAGCCACCCAGGUCUGAUCCAGGUCCCUCAUGGGUGGAGGUUGGGUUUCUCUGGUUGUGAGUGAACUACAACUCUCAGAAACAAAGGUAAGUUCCCCUCAAAGCCCUCCAGUCAUCCACUGUAAGCAUAUCAGGCAUGUGCUCCAAAUUCAGUACCAUUCCAUGGUUGUUUGAGUUCAGAAUGCUCUUGAUUGGCAGGGGAACUAUACAUCCCAGCAACUCCUGGCUCCUGGGACCUGGCUUUUUACUUGAUGGGCGAAAGCGAGAGACAACCCCCUUCUUAACACGCAAAUAUACACAGUGGUUGACGCCUGGCUCGACAACAGUCCAUGUGAACAAGAUCCUGGAGCUGGACCUGAGCCCAGAGUGUCCUCCAGGCUACCAAGGACGAUAUGGCGGCCCGUUGUACUCCUGCGCGAACCCCAGGGACAGCCUCUCAAGCUUCUUGAGGGAAAUGGACACCUCAGCCACCCAGGUCAGCGUGAGGAACAUCAAUACCAUCAUAACCAUUCGCCGCAGAGUGUCCCAGAGCUACACAGCCACCAGCCCCACACCUUCCAUCCCCUCUGUGGCCCAGCGGCCUCCUCCUCUUCCGGAGGUGACUCUUCUUGCCCUGGUCCCGGCCAAGAAGAGGAAGGCUGAGGAAAUGGAACUGGAGCUUCAGCAAGACGAGAGGACGGGAAAGAGAAGGCCUGCUGCUCCGCUGGCGCUCCCUGUUCGGAAGUGCCUAUGUAAAAGAAAAUACUGCAACCCAGCACCGUUGCCGGCCACCUCCACCGUAUUCCUUCCCAAGCCUUUUCCAGGCUUGGAUAUUCUUCGGAGGGUGUCUUCAGGCCCCAGUCAUACCCCAGACAUCACAGGUGAGGAAGCUAAUUUCUGA